Messenger RNA from Ostrinia furnacalis (Asian corn borer), 1655 nucleotides. RefSeq names its product protein THEM6. Lineage: Eukaryota; Metazoa; Arthropoda; Insecta; Lepidoptera; Crambidae. The coding region runs from base 178 to 876 and encodes 232 amino acids. The transcript has 5 exons. The record is from RefSeq and is a predicted model, not a curated record.
UCACAUUGACACACUCUUCGAGGUUAUAUUUUUAGAUAUUGAGUUAAUUUUAACUCUUUUUGAACUGGUUAAACACUUUUUAACAUCUAUAACUGAAUAUCGCAUGAUUUUUAAUUGAAAUUUGUGCCAUGUUAGUGUAGUUUUUAUUCGAGGAAGUGCCGGCUUGACGACCGCAGAAUGUGGACCGUAUGCGUGCCAGGAUGGGGUGCCGCCGUGGCUGCGGGGGCCCUAUUACUCUACGGAACCGUGGACGUUGCCUACUUCGCUCGGAUGAUGUACACCGUGGCUAAGGCCAGGUACUUCAGGAAGAAGGCCUGCAUUCUGGACACUACUGAGGUUCACUCGUGGUGUCUCCUUAACGACAUCGACACGUUACUCUACCACAUGAACAACGCGCGUUACUUGCGAGAGUUGGACUUCGCACGUGCGGACUUCUAUGAGAGAACUGGUCUCUAUGCCAACAUCAAGGCGGCAGGGGGCGCUGUGGUGCAAGCAGCGGCUACCAUCAGAUACCGGCGGUACUUGAAACCGUUCACCAGGUUCACCAUUACUUCCAGGGCAAUAUACUGGGACGACAAGACAGUCUUCAUGGAGCACGAGUUCAUAGGCCCCGGCGGGUUCGUGCACGCGGUGGCGGUGUGCCGGCAGCGCGUCAUCGACACGUCGGCGGCGGCCAUUGCUGAGUUGCUUCUUCAACUACACUGCGCUGGUGCAUGCAGGCCGGCUCCUGGGAAGAUGCCUCCUGAGCUGGAACUCUGGGUGCAAAGCAACGAGCUCAGUUCGGCCAAACUUCGCGCGACCAACGCCCCCCUCCCCACUCUCCAAUCCCACCCCCUCAGCUGCGGCGAGGUCAUCCCCACCUCGGUGACCGAGUGAGAGUACCCUCACUGCCCCAGCGAUCUCCGCUCUCGCACUCGCGCGUCCAACGCACGCGAGAGCGAGUGAGAUAGCACGAGGGUGUCCGCGCUAGGGCAGUGAGUUUUUUGUUAGUCGAAAUGUAGACGGCGACGCGAACGGUCGUGCUCUGACUGUAUCGACAUCAAAGCUACAUAAAUAACCAAGUGGCUUAUGUGUGACUUUAUAGGUGUUCUAAGCUCAAAGUACAAGGUCGUUUACAAAAUUACAAUAGUUAUCAAAGUGGGUACAAAGUCUUACAUCCUGGUUUUAUGAUGCCUUGAUUAGAUAGCUAGGUGGUGUGAUCAUUCGGUUAAAUUAUUACUAGUACUAGUAAUGAUAAUUUUGAUGUCGAUACAGAAAUAACGUUUAUCUUGUAUGUUAUAUCAUUAAGUAUCGAUUUUCAUCUCUCUAGUUCUAAUCAAUUAUUAUCAUGUUAUUUUUAUAUCUCGUAAUGACAUGAGUACUAUCCCAAUGUGCCUAUACCAUGAUUCUAGUGAAACCUAUUUAUUUAUACAUCGUUGUUUAAUGUUGUUGGUGUGUUUUUGCUUAAUACUUUAUUGUGCUUUUUAUUUUUUUAUUUUACUUAUUUACAAUUGCAUCUUAUUUCCAUUAAUUUUUGGUUAUUUUUAUCUGAAAAAGUACCUACGUAUGACAUUAAUGAUUUUUCUCUAAAAAUAAUGAUAAGAAUUUUCUGUAAAAGAUGCAGAUUGUGAAUCUGCUGUCUUUCCCGAAAACUAUAAUCCGGGCCUCUUCAAGGC